UUGAUCUCAUUUCUGAUGUGAGACUAGGAAGAGAAGAUGAACAAUUCCCUGGAUUACCUAGCCUACCCUGUCAUUGUCUCUAACCACAGACAGACCACAAACUUCAGGAAGAAACUGGAUUUUGGUCACUAUAUAUGUCAUAAGCAUAGGAUACAGAUAGUGAAACCUGCUGUGGACACCAAGCCUCCGGCAGCACACACAAAUCACAUUCUGAAACUGAGCAAGCUGCAGUAUGAACAAAAGAAAAUCGACAAAAUUGAAUAUGAAAACAAGCAACUGUGCCAGAAAAUCGCAAAUGCUCAUCGCGGGCCUGCGCAAGUGGAUUGCUGGAAUGAUUAUUUUACCAAAAGCUUAAACAGAGAAACAAGGAACCGGGAGCUAGUGAGAAUCACUGUGGAAAACCAAGGUAUCCUGAAGAGGCUUGGUGACCGGAAACCCCACUAUGACCGCAAGUCUACUGAGCAAGACUGGCAGAAUUCAAGGCGCUAUAUUAAAAAUACGACAAAGUAUCUUCUCGCCCAAGGUGAAUAGUCUUCUUCCUGAAUACAAGAUUGGUCACCAUGGGAAAAGUUUUCGAGAGCUGGUACUAGACUUAACUGCUUAGAAUUUUAAGAUGCUCCUAAGUAGGUUUGGAUGUUCAUUCUUAGGAUGCAACAAUAAAUCUUACAAACAAAUUUUUU
This is a messenger RNA of Suncus etruscus (white-toothed pygmy shrew), 680 nucleotides long. RefSeq names its product CFAP97 domain containing 1 (gene CFAP97D1). Bases 37 to 531 code for a protein of 164 amino acids. Gene Ontology annotation, biological process: sperm axoneme assembly. The transcript has 6 exons. Lineage: Eukaryota; Metazoa; Chordata; Mammalia; Eulipotyphla; Soricidae. The record is from RefSeq and is a predicted model, not a curated record.